Molecule: messenger RNA, 2817 nt
Organism: Priapulus caudatus
Lineage: Eukaryota; Metazoa; Priapulida; Priapulimorpha; Priapulimorphida; Priapulidae
Product: DIS3-like exonuclease 2
Exons: 10
Coding region: 160-2247 (695 amino acids)
Biological process (GO): mRNA catabolic process; miRNA catabolic process
Cellular component (GO): P-body; exosome (RNase complex)
Molecular function (GO): RNA binding; 3'-5'-RNA exonuclease activity
Source: RefSeq, a predicted model, not a curated record
GUUGUCAUCGUGCAAGUGUUUGCAGUAGUUGACUUUGUAUCAUACAGACAUACUCAUACAUACUCAUAGUUUAUGUGCUUAUGUGUAUAUGUGUUUUAUACAUCACUUUGACCAUAUUUACAUCUUAUAUAUAUAUAUAUAUAGCUUCCAUGAUCUGCAAUGGCAUCGGUCACUAAGAACACCACCCCACUACGCAAUAUUAAAGCAAACCAAAUGAAGCAUUACGAGCCGUACUGGACCACAGAAGCUAUUUCGCACGGGAUCAAAAGGGACGAGCUCAUAACAGGUGCUCUGAGAAUCAAUCCAAAGAACUAUGAAGAGGCUUACAUCACGUCGCCCACCGGCGGCAGCGACAUCGCGAUCCUGGGAAUGCGGGACCGCAACCGCGCGCUUAACGGAGACGUCGUCGCCCUGCAGCUCAAGCCGCGCUCCGAGUGGAGAGUCGCGUCGACCGGCGAGGGGAAGCGGCCGCCGCAGGACUGCGAUCGCGCGACGGCGGCCGCCUCCGCCGCCGUGCCUGACCUCUCGUCGCUGUCUGUCCGUGGCUCCCGACCCCUGACGAACCCCGACGGGAGCGCGGCGCCCUCUGGUGAUGACAACGACGACAGGUCCGCGCAGAGGGUCGGCCGCGUCGUGGGCAUCGUCGAGCGCAAGCACUCGCGCGCCGCCUCCGGCUUCCUGAAGCCGAUGCCGGGCGGGAAGAAGGACCUCGCUCUGUUUGCUCCCGUCGACAGCCGCGUUCCCCGCAUCGUCGUGCCGAUGGCCGCGUGUCCGGAGGACCUGCUCGUGCGCCCCGGCGACUACGCCAACACCCUGUUCAUAGCGAGGAUCACAGAGUGGGGGGAGAGCUCAAAGAUGCCAAAGGGGAACCUUCAGAGAAGUCUGGGAGAGGCGGGCGAGAUCGAACCAGAGACGGAGGCACUGCUCUUGGAAUACGAGAUCUACUCCGGCGACUUCACCGACAAAGAACUCGCCUGCUUGCCGGAAGUGAAUGCGGAAAAAUGGGAAAUACCGCAGGAAGAGUACGACACGAGGAAGGACCUUCGGAGCGAGUGCGUGUUCACGAUCGACCCGGCGACCGCGCGAGAUCUCGAUGACGCUCUAUCCUGCGUGCCGCUAGGCGACGGCCUGCAUCGGGUCGGGGUGCACAUCGCAGAUGUCAGCUACUUUCUGAAAGAAGACUCGGCCCUCGAUGAGGCAGCCCGCAGUAGAGCUACUAGCGUUUAUCUAGUACAGAAGGUCAUUCCCAUGCUUCCCCGGCUGCUGUGUGAACGACUGUGCAGUUUGAACCCGGACGAAGAUCGACUGACGUUCUCCGUGAUAUGGACGAUCACGGAGGAGGGCGAGAUCAUAGACGAAUGGUUCGGCAGGACGAUCAUACGGUCGUGCGUGAAAAUGUCCUACCAGCACGCACAGGGUAUCAUCGAGGAACCAGAGCGGACGUGGACGGUCGACGAACUGCCGCCCAUCACCGGAGGACACGGCAUCGACGACGUCAAGGCGUGCGUGCUCAACCUGCGCGCCGUCGCCCGCAGUCUGCGCCAGAAACGCAUCGACAAUGGAGCGCUGCGUCUCGACCAGGUAGGUGGCGCUGUCGUGCGUCUCGACCAGGUAGGUGGCGCUGUCGUGCGUCUCGACCAGGUAGGUGGCGCUGUCGUGCGUCUCGACCAGCUCGCCAUCUACUUCUGUACGGGCCGCCUGACGGACGAGAGCGCCUACCAUCACUACGCGCUCAGCGUGCCGCUCUACACGCACUUCACGUCGCCCAUACGACGCUACCCGGACGUCCUCGUGCACAGGCUCCUGGCAGCGGCACUAGGCUAUAGCGAGCCCACAACGCUGAGUCCUGCAGAGAUACAGGCGCAGGCAGAACUCUGCAACGACAAGAAGUACAAUGCAAAGCUAGCCUCGGAACGUAGCAAUCAAAUCUACUUCACCGUCUUUGUCAAGGAGUGUGAACCACUGGAGGAAGAAGGCAUGGUGAUCGGCGUGCUGGACCACUCGUUUGAUGUGCUUAUCUUGAAGCUGGGAGUCGUGAAGAGAGUUUAUUGCGAAGAUUUGCCGCUGCAGACGAUGUCGUUCGCGCAGGAGAGAGAGAAGCGGAUGCUCACGCUCGUGUGGAACCCCAUAGAGGGCGCCAGCAACACUCUUACGCAGGUCGUCACCAUCUUCUCGGUGGUCCGGGUCAAGCUGACGGCGGGCAAUCAGCCUUGCUCCUUCGUAGCUACGCUGCUGAGACCUGAGUGAGGCCAUCUAGAAGUCGCGCCAAGGUCGGACGGCCAUGUUUGCCGCUCGAUGAAGCAGAGGGGGGGUCGUAACUUCGUAAGGUCUCACGCAUUCGAUCGUCUCCGGUUUUCGGCCGAGGUCACUGUUGCUGAUAAGUCAUUUUUGACCAAGUCAGAUUACCCAGGUUGUAGUAGCUGAUGCAUGCAUCCAUCAAGCUUCGUGCUGUUUUUUUAUGCUGCAGUGAAGUUAUUGGCGAGUAACUUCGGUGGCGAAUUUGUACAAAAGUUUUACAUCUUGAGUCGUAUUUCAAUCUGGUUUUUCUGUCGGUAUUUAUUAAAGCGAAUUAUAAGUUGAGGAUAAUUGAUUGUGAAGUGCUGGUACAUAUUAUGAAGUACGUGUGAUGCAUUAUGAAGUAAUUUAAUGUUAUUUUGAAUUUUCCGACGUUGUGUUGUGAAUUUUGUUACGAAUAUGAUGAUUUCAAUGCCUAAUUUUUUCAUUAGGUAUGUCAGCUUAUGACGUUAUGACAGGGUAGAGCUCAUAGGGUCUAUGUCCCCCAGGGUACUGCCGGAACGUACCCUGGGUACGGUCCGG